This is a messenger RNA of Cicer arietinum (chickpea), 559 nucleotides long. RefSeq lists its product as uncharacterized. Lineage: Eukaryota; Viridiplantae; Streptophyta; Magnoliopsida; Fabales; Fabaceae. The record is from RefSeq and is a predicted model, not a curated record.
AUGGCACUGUGGUCAUCAAUGUUUAGCAACUACCCAUUAAUUUCGGCCAUAGUUGCUUUCGCCACGGCUCAAUCAAUCAAAUUCUUAAUCGUCUGGUAUAAAGAAAAAAGAUGGGAUCCAACGCAAUUAGUUGGAUCGGGUGGAAUGCCAUCUUCUCAUUCAUCUACCGUUACUGCUCUUGCAACAGCAGUUGGAUUACAUGAAGGAUUUGGAGGAGCAGCUUUCGCUAUUGCAUUGAUUCUAGCAUGCAUUGUGAUGUAUGAUGCUACAGGUGUAAGAUUGCAUGCAGGACGGCAAGCAGAGGUUUUGAAUCAAAUAGUAGUCCAACUUCCUGCAGAACAUCCGCUAGCUGACAGUAGACCUCUUCGGGAGCUUCUUGGGCAUACCCCGCCUCAGGUCUUUGCCGGUAGUUUACUUGGAAUCAUGAUAGCAGCAGCUAUUGGCCAUCUAAUAAACCAUAACUAGUAUUUCUCUUUUCUUUUGAAAAUUAAUAUAAUUGAUAGCAUGCUAUGCAUAUUGGCUUUUACCUAAAUUAGUUAUGGUUUUUUUUAGGACAAUU